AUGAACGAUGAUACCAAAAUCAUUCCCGGAGCUUGGAUAUUACAUAUUCCAGACGGGUUCGAAGUGGCGAAAAGAAUCGCUGACACUGAAGGCUUUCAAAAUCUGGACGAAAUACCCAGAUUGAAAUUAUACCAUAUGUAUAAUUUGAAAGAUUCCGAAGAAGAAGAAAAAGAAGAACACAUUUCCAUAAGAUUGACUAAAUACACGGAGGUAACAUACUUCGCUCCAUCCAGCAAGGAAACAGUUGCUUCACACGAAUACACCGACAAAUAUUAUUGCGCUGGACCAGCAAACGAGUUUUAUGAGACAAAUAGACCGCAGUUUUACUCCGAUCCGUUGUACCAUCAACAGUGGUAUUUGCGAAGCUGUUCAGAUUUAUCAGGAAGUGAAAAACCAUCAAAUUACGAUAUGAAAAUUGUGCAAGCUUGGAACGAAUUUAAAGUUACCGGACAAGGCAUAAUUGUGCUGGUAAUUGAUGAUGGCGUGUACGCUAAACAUAAAGACCUGAGGAACCGAAUAAGUUCCAAAUAUAGUAAAAACUACUUCACCAUGACCAACGAUCCAACUUCUGAUGAUAUUACUGAAAGUCAUGGAACCAAGUGCGCCGGAAUUGUUGCAGCCGAAGCGAAUAAUGGCAUUUGCGGAGUAGGAAUUGCACCAAAAGCUACCAUCGGAGGUCAGAAAUACCUUCGUGGUACUGAGGCCAGCGUAGUUCACACGGCUGAGGCACUCGCCUAUGAAGCUGAAGAAGUCCACAUCGCAUCCGUGUCAUCAAGUGACCCUGAGAGUAAAGCUUUCAUUUGGCAAAGGCAAGAAUACAUAACUGCUGUAGAUUAUGGAAUCCAACAUGGUCGAGGUGGUAAAGGAAUAAUAUACGUUUUUUCAACCGGCAAUGGCAAAAGGGAAGGCCAAACAUGUGCUACAGAAGGAGGACUUCAACUCAUUCACAAGAUACCAGUAGGUGGAGCUAAGCAUAAUGGAGAAGCUAGUGAUUACGCGGAAGGAUGCGCAUCUGUGAUGGUUGUAUCCCAUUCGGGAAAUGGAAAUCCCUACGCUCAUAUUACCCCCGAAGUAGGAUCAGUUGACGCGUGUGAUGAUAAUUUCAACGGUACUUCAGCAGGAUGCCCGGUAGUAUCUGGAAUUAUAGCACUUUUACUGGAAGCCAACCCCAAUUUGACAUGGCGAGACGUGAAACACGCAAUUGCAUGGACAAGUGAAAUAGCUCCUUUAGCAAAGAAUAGAGGAUGGGUUAAAAAUGCGGCCGGAUUUUACGUGAAUUUUGAUUUCGGAUUUGGAUUAAUAAACGCCUACGAGCUCAUAUCGUUGGGUAAACGGUUUCCUGGAACCAGUCCUCCUCUGAAUAUGUGUAUCGAAGAACACACACUGCAGUAA
Molecule: messenger RNA, 1392 nt
Organism: Planococcus citri (citrus mealybug)
Lineage: Eukaryota; Metazoa; Arthropoda; Insecta; Hemiptera; Pseudococcidae
Product: neuroendocrine convertase 1-like
Exons: 9
Coding region: 1-1392 (463 amino acids)
Biological process (GO): protein processing
Cellular component (GO): trans-Golgi network; Golgi membrane
Molecular function (GO): serine-type endopeptidase activity
Source: RefSeq, a predicted model, not a curated record